This is a messenger RNA of Pezoporus flaviventris, 675 nucleotides long. RefSeq names its product histone H1.10-like. Gene Ontology annotation, biological process: nucleosome assembly. Gene Ontology annotation, cellular component: nucleosome. Lineage: Eukaryota; Metazoa; Chordata; Aves; Psittaciformes; Psittacidae. The record is from RefSeq and is a predicted model, not a curated record. Gene Ontology annotation, molecular function: structural constituent of chromatin; DNA binding. The transcript has a single exon. Bases 4 to 675 code for a protein of 223 amino acids.
AUCAUGGCGGAGACUGCUCCUGUUGCCGUGCCUGCUGCUGUCCCGGUCCCUGCCGCCAAAGCUGCGGCCAAGAAACCGAAGAAGGCGACCGGUGGCUCUAGAGUCCGGAAGGCCGCGGGCCCUAGCGUUACCGAGCUGAUCACCAACGCUGUGUCCGCCUCCAAGGAGCGCAAGGGACUCUCUCUCGCCGCGCUCAAGAAGACGCUGGCUGCUGGUGGCUACGAUGUGGAGAAGAACAACAGCCGCAUCAAGCUGGGGCUCAAGAGCCUCGUCAACAAAGGUACCCUGGUGCAGACUAAAGGCAUUGGUGCGUCUGGUUCUUUCCGUCUCAGUAAGAAGCCGGGAGAAGUGAAAGAAAAAGCUCUGAAAAAGCGAGCAGCUGUGGCCAAGCCCAAGAAGCCGGCAGCUAAGAAACCUGCCAGCGCCGCUAAGAAGCCCAAGAAAGCGGUGACAGCGAAGAAGAGCCCCAAGAAAGUGAAGAAGCCUGCGGCUGCUUCCGCCAAAAAGGCGGCCAAGAGUCCCAAAAAGGCGACUAAGGUUGCUAAGCCCAAGAAGGCGGCGGCAGCAGCUAAGAGUCCAGCCAAGGCGAAAGCGGUGAAGCCCAAAGCAGCUAAGCCCAAGGCGACUAAGCCUAAAGCAGCCAAGGCGAAAAGGGCGGCGCUCAAGAAGAAGUAA